Molecule: messenger RNA, 8561 nt
Organism: Cephus cinctus (wheat stem sawfly)
Lineage: Eukaryota; Metazoa; Arthropoda; Insecta; Hymenoptera; Cephidae
Product: serine/threonine-protein phosphatase 4 regulatory subunit 4
Exons: 16
Coding region: 930-4613 (1227 amino acids)
Cellular component (GO): cytosol; protein serine/threonine phosphatase complex
Molecular function (GO): protein binding; protein phosphatase regulator activity
Source: RefSeq, a predicted model, not a curated record
UAACAGCAACAAGGUCUGCAUUUACAAUGAGAAAAUCGAUGAACCAUGCAAUUCGCAGAAUUUGCUAGUCUACAGUUGGAUCGUCCACUUAACAACGAGCUAAGAGUAUUUAAAAAAGACAUAUUUGAACAGUAUAUCAUUCUCUUCCGUUAACACUUAUGGUUACUCCAGACAGAGGACCAGUUGAAAAAACAUACUUUAGAAUUCCAUUUCGAGCACAAGCCAAUAGAAAGAGCUUUGCACCUGUUAACGUGAGUAUAUAUUUAAAAGAAGAUAUAUAUUUAAAAGCCUGUAAGUACUUAAGAAGAUUGUUACAAGCUUAAAAGCUUCCUGUCAUAAAAAUUCCAUCCCAAUACCUAAUACCGGUAUGACGAAUGCAACCUCGUAAAAGGCUAAUCGUAACUACUGGUAAUGUCAACUCCUAUAUACAUGAGAAAAUUAUGCAAGUAAUUAUCACUACGAAUCUCAGAACGCAUCUUUGCUUUUAAGGCUACCCUGCAUGUGCAUUGCACAGAUAGGUGGCCAUACAAAAGUAGUGGGGAUGAUUCGGAAGCGUUCGGCAGUGUUCGGUAAGGAUCGUUUUCUCCGUAAAGCCAGAUAAUACAGACCCCGGCUCAGUUGUCAUCCGAACGUCGUCGUGUUGGUUUUAUUGCGUCACGGGUGCAUCUCGUACGAGAAUGCAUUAUUGCAUGCCAGUGUCGUCUGCGCGUAUCUAAUUGGUGAUAAUUUAAACGCGAAAUCGAUAAAUAAAAUGAGUGUACGAAAUGUGGCAAGAGGGAGGUGAAGCUCCGUGCGAGUCUGCGGCCGAUACCAGGGAAAUAUAACUUUCCAGAAAGGGUGACGAUAUCCAAAAACUGAGUGUGAUACAGACGCUGCCAAGCCUCUUGGCCGGAGACGCACAGUCAUGUAUAACAAGAGUGAUACCGAAGAUGCAGCAAACUCUGCCCACAGCCUCUACAGAAUUUCACAUGGCUGCUUCUUCUACCUUCAAAACAAUUCUGGAACAAAGGCUGGUCAACUAUGCCACCUUUACACAGACAUUCCUGCAAAGCAUCUUAAAUUCACUAGACAGUCGAGAUCCAAUUGUAGCUCAUGCAUGGUUGGAGACCUUACUGGAUGUGAUCGAAUUACUUCCUGUGGAUGUAAUAAGACUGGAGAUCCUUCCCAUAAGCAUAAACAAAGGACAGUUAUCGCAGCCUAUCCACUCCAGGAUAACCUGCUGCAAGCUGGUGGGGAAAAUUUGCACACGAUUUGAUGCUGUCUUGAUUAAGAAGGAAGUACUGCCAACGGUACACUCGCUCUGUCAGGAUGUGAACAACGAAGUUCGAGCUUGCAUCUGCUCGCAGCUGCGUUACGUGGCUGAGGGUCUUGGUGCAGAAUCAGUGAGGUCGGAGCUGCUACCAUCUUUAGUCGAAUUGGCAAGCGACGAGGAGAGCAACGUAAGGCGUGCAGCUGUUCAGACAAUAGUACACUUGCUGCCUCAAUUUCCACAGGAUGUUAUAAAGGCGGCGAUCGCGCCUCUGAUAAGGAAGCUUUGCGAAAGUGCUCUUAAGUCGGACGACAAUGUCAUUUGUAUCAUUGCCCAAGAGUUUGGAAGACUGGCCAUGGGUUUGGAAAAUUCCCUGACCGCAGUUGAAAAAAGUUGGAUCAUUAAGUAUUUCCAACAACUCGCACAGAUGGGUGUACCGUCUAUGAAGAAAGAAAAGCCGAAGCAGGACUUUUCUUUCACAAGCAAUAAUCCCACUGUUAACGAAAGGUAUGUAGAAUGCCGUAGGCAUUGUGCUUUUAACAUUCCUGCCAUGUUUCUCUUUUUAAACACGGCCACCGAAGACGUUAGUGUAUUGCUACCGACAUUUAAUGAUUUGGCUGGCGAUACAUAUUACAUGGUCCGCAGGACAAUAGCAUGUGGAAUUCACGAGGUGGCAAAAGCAUUGGGUCAAGACCUGGGUCUUAUCAAUGCAGAUCUUAUAAAAUUAUUGAAAGACGAUGCUGAGGAAGUUCUACAAGGUCUCGUACCGCAUUUAGCUACAACAUUGGAACUUCUGGUACAAAGUCAAGUGAUUGGAACCGAUCAGAUUGAUUCUACUGUAAUGGAGCUGGGAAGAUCAUUGUUAAAGUGCGAAUCUGAAAUUGCAAGGACUAACAAUUGGAGGUUAUCGGAGUUGAUGUUUAGUCAAUUGGAAAUAUUGCCCAAGUGUUUUCCUAGUGAUUUUAUUUAUACGUACUUUGUUCCUGUUGCUUUGAACAGGGCAGCCAAUGCAAGACCUAUACCCAUUCGAUUGGCUGCUGCUAGAACACUUCUUAUUUAUCUGAGAUAUAACCUUAAAUCCACGCAACGUGUGGAGCUGCGUAAUAAAAUGUAUAUGGAUCUGGCACAUAGUAAAAGUUGUUACGUUAGGAUGAUCUUCAUCAGAAUGAUGAUAGAAGCUCUUGUAAUAUUCUCAUCGACUUACUUCAAAGAGCAUUUUUAUAACGUUCUACUUGCCCUCACCGAAGACCCUGUGCCUAAUGUACGAUUGAAAGUCGUACAGCAGUUGCCUGUUCUGAAAAGCCUCUUGAGACUACCAUCUGAUAAAAAAUUGUUGAACACCUUAGAGGGAAACGUACGUUCUUUGAUGAAUAAUGAAAAAGACAGGGACGUGGUUGCCAUGUUAACUAACGUCAUUCACAAACUGGAUGGGAUAGACGUGAAGCACGAGGGACAAACCGUUACUAAAUUCACAAAGCAAGAGAAUGAAGAUUCAAGGAAGUUGGAGGAAGAGAAAAAAUUGGGUGCAAUAAAUCUUGGGAAGCCGACAGGUACGACUAUUGCCCAUCUAACUGGAAAUUCCAGUACCGGAAGUCAUAUAAAAAAGCAAACUGGAGCUACAUCGAAACUCAGUAAUUCUGCACGAGUAAGCGUGGGCGAGAUAUUGAGCACGAAGACAGCCAGACAGAAUAAUUCUCUUAAUAUAGUAGACUCAGCGUCUAAGCCAUUAGUCCAACAACCCGCGGCUAAGGGUAGUAGACAGUCCGUCGGUCCGAUGGGUAUGAACGAUUCUCAGAGCAAAACGACGAACAUUAAACAGGGACAAACAGCAUCCAGACAAAUAACAGAUAUAUCCAAAGCAAGUACAUCUAGCAACAACUUAACAUCAAGUUGGGCGCGACUAGCAUCUAACAGCAUGCUACUAACCCACCCCUGGGAGAAAAUCGGUCAUUCGAAUUCUAACUAUAGUCUAAGCUCAAUGAGUACAGUCAGCGAAGCUUCGUGCCAUGACUAUGCAGGACAAAAAGUACAAUGCGACUGUUGCGACCUGGCUGAGCACAUCUUUCAGAACAGACUUGGAAUGCCAAGUACUACAGAGCAGGAAUACGCGUGCUGCGCUUGCGCGAGCUCAGCGUAUGAGUGCUCAAGAGCCAGCAGCAAUACGUGGCCACAAAAACACGAUCACAGUCCCACUCCUGACUUCACCAGGUCCUUUCUUCUAACUCACCUUAAGAAGGACAGGCACGAGUUCCUGCAGAACUUUUUACUAACACGGGAAGGCUUCGGUAACAAGGCACCAGGCUUGGCAGCCAUUCGAGCAAUGACGGACGCCAUUAGCGACAGAGAUGACUAUACAGCUCAUUACAAUUCUUGUUGGGCUUUUAGCUCCAUGCCUGAGAUACCAGUCACACUGCUGGAUGACGAAUUUCUCGUGGACGCUGGGAUCAGGAUACCUGCACAGUUAUCAUCCUCGCAGAGUACCUCCAAGAUACCCAAUCUUCAGGAUAUCAUUUAUCGUAAUCGACGAGAAGGUAGUGUCGAUCGAUCACGAAGAAACAGUGUCAACUUUGAGAAACUGAAGACCCAGAGACACUCUGCCGAGUAUGAAGAUUCUCUGAAGCCAAGAUCCAGUUGCAUGGACCAGCACGUGAAGAGUAACAGGAACUCUAUGGACUAUGAAGACACCCUGAGGUCAUCAAGAUCGUUCAAGGGGAUGCAAGAAGAACAGCAUUAUCCCAAGGAGGACACCAAGACGAAGAGGUACUCUGGAUCUCAAGCGAGGACCAGAUUUGGAUAUGAGCCUAGUCCGGGUAGGGUGUUCGAUGACAAGUCUAGAAGGAAUUCCUUGAUCCUUGACAAGGAUAAGGCUAAGGCAGCCCAAGGCAAACCAACCCUGGAUAGGACGAAAAGGCACUCUGGUAAUUUUUGGAAGUUACCUGAGCCCAAGGAUUCUAAGCAGAAGUUUAAGCGACACAGUGUCGAGGUCACCGAUUACAAUCCUGUCGAGAGGAAUAAUAGGACUCUUAGGAGAUUUUCUACUCUGGACGUCAAUCACAAUCAAGGAUCUAGUAAGAUUCCUCUGAGAAACUGUAUCAUUACUGGUAGUAGGACAGCUCCUGUUACUAGGGCCUCAAGUCCAAUUAGAUCCGUACAACAAUUCUCUUUCAGUAGAGACACUAGGGAGGAUAUACAAACGUCUUCAAGGGACGCGCGAUUCCUGUCUAGAUUCAGUUCGAGUGACGAGGAGGUCGACAAGCUCUGCCAAAAGUUUAUUAACUGUCAAGCCGCGCGUUGUAGCAGGGCCUCAAGUCCCAGAAGCAGGGACAGCCGAUUGCCUGUAAGACUGCAGAGAAAGAAAUUAUAAAAUUCUUUUAUUCUCAUCUAUGACGAACAACGGUCUCGGGACGGCGUUUUAGAAAUUUUUUAAAUUAUUUAUAACAGACCUCUAAUAUUUUUCAAAAGAUAUUUGACUGUCUACAACUUCCGGCACGAAGCCACAAACUUGACGGACACAAUUUUUGCGAGCUCACAUAUCAAGGAUUAUUUGACAAAGUGAAAAGAAAAUAUAAGAAGAAAAAAACAAUAACAGGGUAUUUUCGCGUGAGAAAAAAAUUAAUUACACGCACUGACGUUCACAUAGAUUCGCAUUAAUUCGAUUAAUUUGCAUCUGAUAAUUUGCCAUUUAUUGUUUACUGAAUUACACCGAUCUCUCUGGAACUAUAUAUUAUAAUGUAAUUCAAGUGAACAGUGGCGCCCCUAGCGGCAGUCGAGCGAGAAGCACGAGCAGUUAACACAUAAGGCAAAGUUGAAAGCAGUGCAGUCUCUUAGAGUAACAAAUUUAAAGAUUAUCCAUAGCCAGUGUACAAACGUUAUUAGUUAAUUAUCAGUAAUGUUGAACUGACCGUGAAGUCAAGACUAUAAUUAAUUAGCGGCAUCUAUUAGAAAAUAUUAAUAAUUGAAAAAAUGCCAGAAAAACUUUUACCUUUGAAGGCAAAUAACAAAGCAGUCCCGUGACGCGCAGUAAACACAGUAUUGGAUCGUAGUUUAGUAUUAGAACCUAGUCUCUAUAUAUAUAUAAAAUACAAAUCAAAGAGAAGAAAAAAAAAAGAGAGAGGCAUUAGAGAAGCAACCGGUUAAUUUUUGACAGUGUCAAAACCAAUUGAUUUCUUGCUUGGCAAUUACCGUAAAUUUAGCAGAACGCAUAGACGUGCCGAAUAUAUAUCUUAACGAAUUUACAAAAUAAUUAAUUUGAUCCAUUUGCAAAGCGAUGCACCAAAAGUCUUAGAAAAAGUCAAGGUACGCGAUUACUAAUUUCUAUGACUCGUCUAAUCUGCAAAUUGUUUUUUGUUCCCAUGUUGCGUUAGAAUCGAUGCUCCAUUUUAGGACGAAGAGAGCAAGAAUGAACUCUAUUAGUAUUCAUUAAUGAUCUACACGUACCAUUCUAAUGGUAGCAUUUCUAAUGGACCGAGGACACCGGCAGGAUCUAUUAUUAGAAGAGAAAAGGAGAAAGGAGCAGUCUCAAAAUUAGAAUAGAAACCAGAGCGAACUGUUAUUGUUAGUCGUGAAUUAAUUAUCAAUAAUUUAUUCUUAUCUGUCUAGAAGACGCAAGGCAAUUUAUCAUUGACAAGAAGAAUGAUUAGGAUCGCGAGCCUUUAAUAAAAAAAAAAGAAAAGAAAAAAAGAAGAAAAAACAGAAAUCUAAUUAACAACUAUAUCCAUUAGAUUCGCCAAUGAUGAAUUCGAGUAACGUUAAUCAGAAUCGAUAAACCCAGUUACAAAGCCAAAGAGCUCUCUUUAAAUGUCCCGCGUAAUAUUGUACAAAAGCUUGCAGGUAGUAGUUGUCGAUUUUAAUGCCUUGUAUCAUAUAUUUUAAUAAGCCUCUAUUACUGCAAGUGCCAUUAGAUUAAAGCGCGAGAAAAGGAAAGAGAAGAAAAAGAAAUAAAAGGUAAAAAGGCUAAUAAUAAUGUGAAAGUUCUUUGGCGGCAAAAAAAAAGUCAUGCGACAAAAAAACACGCAAAAACCUCUUAUUAUACAUAGCUAUAAGGUACAACGGGAUAUCCGUAUAGAAAAAAAAAAAAAAUAUAUAUAUAUAUAUGGCGUCAGGACUAUUCUUAGAGACAAGCAAACGAAUCUUUGGCUAUUAAUUCUAUUUAUUUAAAAAAUCCACAAACUGUUGUAAGUCUGUUUGACACGCUGAGGAGGUUACAAAAAAAAAUCUAUAAUUUAACGAGAGCUAAAAUCUCCAAUGUUCGAUUCGUUAAUAGGUAUAUUAUAUACAUAUUUAAAUGUGUGUAUAUAUAUAUAUAUAUAUAUCUCAUGGCCAUCUCAAACUGAACAUACUGUAGAGACCUUAUAUAUAGAAAACGAUCUACUUAACCUAACCUAUAACGAACUCGUCGCUAUCUUUAAGUAUUAUGAGAUCUUGUUAUAUUUAUUUUCAAGAUAGCACUCUCUCUCUCUCUCUCUCUCUCUUUCUCUUUACCGUGUCUCUAGACACUCUCAUUUCUCGACUCACAUUAGAAAAAGCAUAAUCCUCUUGUUAAGGAUUUAGGUCCGUCGGAUAUCUUAACCUAUAAAAAUAUUGUUGUUGCUCGCAGUCGAUUCACUGUCGUUUCAACGUUACUUGCGUAACAUGGCGAAUUUACUUGUAGGUAUAAACGAAAUGACAGAAGAAGAAAAAAGAAAGCGUAGAGUGACACCAGCAGACUUACCAUUAGCGUAGACACUAGUCAAAUACGUUGGGGUUUCACGUUACGUUUAAUCGAUUUAGUCUGAUUGCAUGGAGGGCAACGAUAAAAUCCCUCUUUGUGGGACAAAACUGAUAACGAUAAAUCCCCAUUAACUACUUGAGUCGUGUAACUAUGAAAGAUGAUGUAUUUGUGCAACAGCAAACCUGCGUCCGCCGCCGCCAAGAAAACUUGACGAAGAAAAGGGAGAGAUGAAAAAGGAAGUGUCGUUAAGGGACCGAGGAGCUUGUGUGCUUGCGCGUGACUGUACGUGACGUAAAAGAAAAAAAUUUGAGAAUGAAGAGAAAGAAAAAUGAUCGAAACGUCGUCUUCGUAGCGAUAAGAAAGAAAUUUUGGAAAACUGAAAAAUAUCGAGCAACGGAAAGCGCAAUUUGAGAAGGUGAAUUCUAAGGGUGGUGAAAUAUUUUUUUUUUAUUCGAGGAACACACGAGCUUGAGCUUAUUAAAACGUAAAGGGUGUGUUGAGAUUUUUUUUUUUUUUUUUUUCCUGAAAAUUUGGACUGGCCGAUUUUUUUGGGUUUGUCUGAUGGCGAUCGGCGAGGGCGAAAUGUAAUUUUGGACUCUUUGGAUCGCUUGUGUAUUAUUGGAGACUAAUGGAUUAUUACUGGGCGGAUUUUCUCGUGCGAGGAUGUUUUCUCGUAUGUGUCGGGGACGAUAGUACGAAUUUUGUCGCUAAGGAGACUCCGUGGGUGGACGAAUCAUAUUUUUAUCGAUCAUCGAUCACGCUUAAAUAUUACUAUUUAUUUUUGUAUAGAUCUACAAAUAACGCUGACUUUUUGUGCCAGAGAUGAAGAAAAAAUAAUAAGGCGGAUGUACCAAGAGAGAAAUAUUAUAAUAUAUUAUUAUAGAGAGUAUGUAUUUAACUGUUAAUUCGUAGCGCCGUUACGUUCCCCGGAAGUGGGACCUGAGCGCCAUUUUGUAAAUUCUAUCAUUGUCCUCAAAGCUGUCCUCUUCGUUAUAGGUGCAAUUACUGUAAUCGGGAGAAUUACGAUAGAGUCUAAUCGAGAAAAGUCCAAUGUACGGGAUGGAAAAUUCGGAGGGCAUAUGAUAAUAAAUCGUUUUAGAGACACAUUUUAAAAAUUACAUUUGUUUUCGGAGAGAACGGUUUUUUGAAACCGGAACAAUCGUGUACGCCGGGAAGAACUUUACGUUUGGCUUUCACUUUAUUUCUCAAUGUCUUUUUCCUCUUUGUUCUUUAUUUUCGAAAAUCGUUUUCGUCUUUCGUAAAAGCUUAAUAAUAAUUUAGCAUGUAAACGUCAUUACCUCUCCAUCUACUUUUGCGAAGAUCGUUGCAAACGUUACUUUUUACCAAGGAUAUAUUAAUGAUGUAUGUAUAUUUUUGCGGGUAGCUAUUAUUAUUAUUGUAUUUUGUAAUUGCGCAUCUCCCCGUCAUGCCACAUUAACAUCAUCAUUGAUCUUCUCCAAAACCUAUAACAAAACAGUGGCAAACGAAUUAACAUUUGCCAUUCACCUAUAAUAGGCGUUUCUAUUCGUGUCUACGAUUACGCAUUGUAAAAACACAACGCAAGUAUUAAUUUUCAAAUAAAAUCAUUUCUGUUUCCGUUAA